GGGUAGUGCGGGGGACGUAGUCUCUUCCUGCACAACUAGCACCAAAUCCGGACUCCCAGAACGUGUCUUGUAAAGAUGCAAAGUCUCAUAAGCAGUCUGAUGAUUCGCUGAACACCAAUCAUGAGAGUGGAGAGGGAGCGACGCCACUGAGUCAGGGCGCUAGAGUCAGAGUCACAGACUCUCGGACCAUGUGUCAGUAGCUCAACCUUCGCUCAUCAACCGCACUUUAGCGACCACUAGCUCAACGCCAACCAAGAGUUGAUUAUCCCUUCACUCGGGAGAAGAGACCCGGCAUUCUGGCUCGCGAAUGAUGAUGGCCUCGAUGCAGACGUCUAGCCCUUUGGCUAGACUACUUACGUGGUUGGCAUGGGGUGCUGCAUCGCACCCAUUUGCUCUCGCAACUGAGCACCAUCCCAACACUUUCCGAAAGUGCAUGGGAGACUUGGGAGGUUCCGCCUCGGAUGGAAAACCGGGGAGCUCACUUGGCAUAGGUGGCCAAAGGGUUCUCGGGUUGCCUUCCAAAGGUUGCGUUGAUCCUCAGCCACUGACCUGCAACAAACUCGAGAUACCGCCAAUUGAUGGCUUUGAUGUCAUAGUUACCGAGAGCAACGAGGUCCACGACUAUGUUCUACCAACUGACCCAAAUUCGAAAAUCGACUUCUGCAACUUUACUUUGACACUCAACCACCAUGGCGCAGACGAUGUUGUGUUUGUGAGCAUGUGGUUACCCCUCGCAGAUACCUGGAACGGCCGCUUUCUCGCCACCGGUGGUGGUGGCCUUGCUGCGGGUACGUUUGCCUCAGCUCUCGCUGGCCCCGUAUCCAAGGGAUUUGCUGCCGGCUCAACGGAUGCCGGGCUAACGCUGAACCACACGAUUGACGCGAACUCUGGUCAAUGGGCUCUCAGAGCCAAUGGCAGUAUCAACGAGCCAUUGAUCGAGAACUUUGCUACGCGGUCUAUCCACGAGAUGGCACUUAUCGGCAAAGAGGCCGUCAAGGCAUUCUACGGUACCAAACCCCACCACUCUUACUACAGCGGCUGCUCCCAGGGUGGACGGCAGGGCUACUUCGCUGCUCAAUACAGUCCCUAUGACUUCGAUGGUGUCUUGGCCAAUGCCCCAGCCAUCAAUACCCCCCAGUUAUCCCCUGCAGACUUUUGGCCGUCGGUGGUCAUGGGCAACAUUGCCGCACCACCACAGUGCGUGUUCCUGGAGUACCAAAAGGCAAUCGUUGCGGAGUGUGAUCCUCAGGAUGGCGCAAAGGAUGGUCUCAUUUCAGCCCCGGAGAAGUGCCAAUUUGAUACCAGCCAACUCAUUGGGCAGAGCAUCAACUGUACUGAUACUGGUGGACCUGUCGUGAUAACGGAGGACCUUGCCAAAGUCGUUGCAAAAACGCUUGAAGGCUCAAGAACGACAACAGGCAACUUCUUGUGGUAUGGGAAUCCGCCGGGCGCACCCUUCACCGGCCUCGCCAACACCAAGACAGUUAAUGGUGUCACCGUGCCUGUGCCAUUCGCCGCGGCCGAAGCAUGGAUGCGAUAUUUCGUAGCUCAAGAUCCAGAUCUCGACACCGCAUCUCUCACAUUUGCAGAGUUUGAGGAAAUUUUCAACGAGUCCGUGGCAAAGUACACGAAGCCUUUUGGAUCCGAUGAUUUCGAUCUCACAGAAUUCAAGCAAGUGGGCGGAAGGCUGUUGACUUGGCACGGCAUGAGUGAUCCGCUCAUCACCCAUCUCGGAACGACACUAUUCUGGGACAAACUUCAAGAGAGGAUUGGUGGCGUGGAAUCUCUGAAGAGCUUCUAUCGGUUGUUCUUGGCACCCGGGGCAGGACAUUGCGGUGGCGGGUACGGCCCUGUUCCUGUUGAGCCGCUUUCUAUUCUCGUCGACUGGGUCGAGACUGGCAAGGCGCCAGAUACCUUGUUUGCUGUGACGACACAGGAUGGUAUCAACACGACUCGGAAUCUGUGUCCUUAUCCCCAAACUAUCAAGUACAAAGGGACUGGGAACAUGAAGGAUGCCACGAGCUUCAGUUGCGAGUGAAAUGUGUAGAGUCAUGGUGAACGAGGGGCGGCAAAUCCAGGCCAUGGUUUCAGUUCCCGCAUGCAUGUAGUAGCAGGUU
Molecule: messenger RNA, 2117 nt
Organism: Colletotrichum acutatum
Lineage: Eukaryota; Fungi; Ascomycota; Sordariomycetes; Glomerellales; Glomerellaceae
Product: feruloyl esterase
Exons: 2
Coding region: 308-2038 (576 amino acids)
Source: RefSeq, a predicted model, not a curated record